UAAGAUCUAAACCCACCUCUCUCUCUCUCUUCUCCUCUCCUCUUCACAUUUUCCCUGGUGCAAACUCUCAUCUCCAGAUCCAACUUCGACAAGUCAUCUUCCUCCUUCAAUGCACAAACACUUUUGACUUUUCCCAUUUUAUCCACAUUUCAUCAUUUCCACCCCCACCAAUCACAAUCACUCAUCCUUUUCUCUCUCCUCCUUCGAACUCUCCGUCAUUACUCAUUAUAUAAACAACCCCUCAUUCAAUCCAAAAUGUCUAAUCAUUUCAAACCUCUCUUACAUUCACUAUGAAAUCCGAUCAAUCUCUCCGUAACAGAAAACGAUCCCUUAAAGGAAACGGAAACGGUAACAGUUACGGUAACGGUGUUCAGUAUACUAACGGAAUGACGGCGACGAUGAAGGGGAAGAAAGGGGGGUUGCAAGGGUGGUUAGAUACGGCGUCGUUUAUGAAAUGGGGAUUUGAUGAUUUGAUCGGAGUGUUAAAGUACCACCCAUUGCCUUGCUUUUUCGUGGUGGCGUUGCUUUUCUUUAUGGGGGUUGAGUAUACUUUACGCAUGAUUCCCAGUGAUUCUCCACCGUUGGAUGUCGGCUUUGUUGCCACGCGCUGGCUUAAUCGUGUUUUUUCUUCUAGCCCCACCUUGAACACUCUCUGUGCGGCCCUUAACACGUUGUUUGUGGGGAUGCAAACAACAUACAUAUUGUGGGUGUUCCUGGUGGAAGGAAGAGUGAGACCUGGACUUGCUGCCUUGUUUAUGUUCACUUGUAGAGGAAUUCUCGGUUACUCCACUCAACUGCCGUUGCCCCAGGACUUUGUGGGUUCAGGAGCAGAUUUCCCGGUCGGCAACGUGUCAUUCUUUCUGUUCUAUUCAGGGCACGUUGCGAGCGCUGUGAUUGCUUCAAUCGACAUGAGGCGCAUGCAAAGGACGGGGUUUGCAUGGACAUUCGAUUUUCUUAAUGUAUUACAAGUGGUUAGACUGCUCGGAACAAGAGGUCACUACACAAUCGAUCUAGCUGUUGGUGUAGGAGCUGGCAUCUUAUUCGACUCUCUUUCUGGAAAGUAUGUUGAAAGCAGGAAAAUUUCAAUGGUAACUUCCCCAAUUGCGGGAAUUUACUCUCCAUUAAGGUAGACUUAUGUUGAGUUUAACAGAGAUGUAUGCAUGGAAUUGUAAACAUGUAAGAUCAAAUCUAGGUGUACAUGAUUGUGUGAUGUCUAAUUUUAGAGUGCUCUUUCAUCAUCUUUUUGACUCAAAAACUUUUGAAUCAUUCUUUAUUUGUUCAUGAUAUAUUGACAUGUAACUGAAACUUCAACCAUUGUUUCAUUUUAGUGCUCAGUUCUGCAA
Messenger RNA from Spinacia oleracea (spinach), 1343 nucleotides. RefSeq names its product phosphatidylcholine:diacylglycerol cholinephosphotransferase 1. Gene Ontology annotation, molecular function: diacylglycerol cholinephosphotransferase activity. The coding region runs from base 291 to 1130 and encodes 279 amino acids. The record is from RefSeq and is a predicted model, not a curated record. The transcript has 3 exons. Lineage: Eukaryota; Viridiplantae; Streptophyta; Magnoliopsida; Caryophyllales; Amaranthaceae.